AUGGUCAUGAACCUAAUCUACACAGAUAGCUUGUUUUCGUUAAGAACACACAUGUGAUAUACAUAUUGCUUGGUAACGUGUGCUUCAUUACACUGUAAUGCUAUGACGUCCAUGGUUUAUCUUGUCAGUUAUACGGAGAAGAUGGUGGGCAACGAAUCUUGACGACUAAGUCGGAAACUGAAGCCCUCUGGAAUGGUGCGUUUUGGUAACCACAACAGCAGCAUAGGACGAAGAUUACAACUGUUGCCCAAAACAGGUGCCCUUUUGUAGACUUUCGUAGACUUUUAAGCCAAAUCUGAAACUGCUGUCAAGGCACGAGAACGCACAGCAAAAUGAUAGCAAAGCUGAUUUAUGGUAGGGAAAGUGUCCGCUAUAUGGGCAAUUCAAGCCUAAAAAUCAAAAUCCUUCCCUCAGGGAAAAUUUUACGAAGCAUACAACGGCCAUUUGACAGGCUCCUUUUCCCCAUAAUUACGAAGAAAGAGCAGUUCAAAGUUGGAAAACGUCAACGUCGUGAGAUGGAUAACCUGGAAAUUAUGCACGACGUUAAACUGCACUUCAACCGCUUGUUGCGCGCAUUCCAUCUCAUAAUCCCUGUCGAGUGCAAGAAGAACAACAUUCACGACCCUCGAGGUAAAACUGUCGCGUUAGACUCCGGCAGCACGCACUUCAUCACUGAGUAUUCUCCAGCUGGGGGUCCUUUCAUCUCUCAUUGCGCAGGGAGAAAAUAAUGGCGUUGAAGAAGAAGAUAGGCGAGAUGCAGGCCGCGAGGAAAUCAAAGCAAUGCCGUAAA
This is a messenger RNA of Williopsis jadinii, 790 nucleotides long. RefSeq lists its product as uncharacterized. The record is from RefSeq and is a predicted model, not a curated record. NCBI's taxonomy places the organism in Eukaryota, Fungi, Ascomycota, Saccharomycetes, Phaffomycetales, Wickerhamomycetaceae. The coding region runs from base 333 to 728 and encodes 131 amino acids. The transcript has a single exon.